Filobasidium floriforme is the source of this 5309-nucleotide messenger RNA. RefSeq lists its product as uncharacterized. Gene Ontology annotation, molecular function: translation initiation factor activity; mRNA binding; protein binding. The coding region runs from base 155 to 4975 and encodes 1606 amino acids. Gene Ontology annotation, cellular component: eukaryotic translation initiation factor 4F complex. The record is from RefSeq and is a predicted model, not a curated record. NCBI's taxonomy places the organism in Eukaryota, Fungi, Basidiomycota, Tremellomycetes, Filobasidiales, Filobasidiaceae. The transcript is spliced from 8 exons.
UACGCAUCGGUUCACGAACGAUCGCUGCAAACCUUCUCGCCUUUCCGCCGCCACCGAUUCCCGAUUGCCUUUGCAUCAUCACCUACAUCACAUUACUGGAAUCAUCAAAAGCCUGCAGCUCUCAUCGCGCUACGCACAUCAAUAAAAUCGAUCAAUGAGCAAACCCACUUCCACUCCCAGCUCAGCCACCCCUCAAACUGCCAACGCUCUGAAGUCUUCCGCAUCUGCUUGGGCACGCGGUCCACCAUCAACGUCCGGUACUCCCUCCCAAUCUGUCGUCAACUCGACCACCGCAUCUCCCAGCGGUACACCUCAGUUGAGCCAAGCAUCGCUGCCAGUCAAUAAUAAGGAUGCUUCUAGCAACACCAAGACCAUGGCCGGCCCAUCGCAGUCUGCUUCGCGGCCUCAACACUCGCGAAAAUCGAGUCUGCUCGCCGUAGGCGGUAACUCACCCAGCGGAUCGCAAAACGCCUCGUCUGCAAACGACGCCUCGAGCAGUGCGAAACCCUUGAACAUCACAAGCCGAACCAAUGCUGCAGGGAUCAACUUUGGCUCUGUGAGCAAUCCCAACGCGGAGCUUUCAUCAUCGCCGGCGGCCAACCCUACUACGGGAAAACACCUUGCAUCAACUGAUGGAGUCAAGAGUUUCGGUACUGUUGAAGCAGCUGAGGCGAACGAAGAGAAGAGCGCUAUUCUGGGCCGCAAGCCGGCUCAGGCUGGUGGUUCCAAGUUUGACGUGAAUAAAUUGUUCCAAAUGCCAGCGGUCGCGACCUCAUCGCCUGUCGUACAGCAAGCUCGAGGUUACGAUGCACAGGGAAGGCCUGUGCAGAUGGGAGCACCAGGCACCGGCUCCUCUAUGUCAAAUGCGUCUUCGGCACCUCCUGCGGGUCUUGCAUCCGGUUCUUCAGGAAGGAUUCCCAACGGACAGAUGUCACCAGCGAUGUCCAACCAAAACCCGAGAUCACCGACCAUAGGCCAUCAGCAGCCCACCAGCAUGAACAACUUUUCGGGAGGACCUGGACCCGCAACUUUCCGCCCAGGCAACAUUCAGACACCUCCAGGCCGAGGGCCUCCCAACCAGAUGGUUGGAGGAGCUACACGAGGCCAGCCCUCCCAUGCAUUCGGUAUGCACCCUGGUCAGCAACAUGGUGGUCCAGCCUACCCAGGCAUGCCAUAUGGUCCCCAGGGAUAUUAUGCCUACGGGUACUACGGACCUGAUUCCGCCUACGGACCUGGUCCCGGUCAAUGGCAAUCGACGCAGGGAUCUACACCUUUGUCCCCUCGAGCUGGCAAUUCCGCUCUCAACAACGGGCCUUCAGCAGCGCAGGUACCCUCUUCGAGCUCGAGUUCAACCGCUGGACUACCGAUGUCGGGUGCCCCUGCGAACCGACCUGCGCCUAGCCACAACACCAGCAACUUCUCGACUUCGUCGCAAACCUCUGGACCGUCCACACCCGCUCAAAACCACGCUCGCCCGGUUUCCUUCCAGCCCGGUCAGCCUUUCACGCCCGGCCACAUGAGCUCGCCUUCUGCCAAUCUACACGCUUCCGCGAAUGCCUUUGUACCCCGCACCAAGUCGAGUGCGAUCAAAAUCACCCGAGCAGAUGGCACGGCUGUCGACCUGGCCAGUGCAGCAAAAGAGCUGAAAACCCCAACACCGACCGGAACGCCGACGACCUCUACCGCCCCUGUUACGCCUGGAACUCCAGUACCGGCAUUCAAGCCGUCGCUGCCCGCAAUGCCUGUCGUUGUUCGAAUGGAGACAGAAGCACAGAAGGCGAAGCGGCUUUCUGAGCAGGAAGGCGAGAAGCUGCGCAAGGCAACCGAGGCAAAAGAGGAAGCUGAACGACGCGAGCGAGAGAUUGCGCGUAAAGAAAAGGAGGAAAAGGAAGCCAAAGAACGCGAAGACGCCGAAGCCGAGAAGCAGAAGCUCGAGGGCGAGCGGCGUGUAGCUCAAGAAAAGGCCGACGCGCUGGCUGCUAAAGAAAAGGCGCAAGAGGAAGAGAAGACAAAGCAACAGGCUGCGCAAGCUGAGAAGCAGCUCGCGGACGAAGCCGAGCAGAAGAAGGCGAGGGAGCAAGAAGAUGCUCGUCAAGCCGAUGUCGAUGCUGCGAAAGAUUCUUCGGUUCGAGCCGAGAGCGACAGCGAAAUCAAGAUUCGCAACACCGCUAGUCUACCUGCCAAGCCUUCCGCCGAAGUGUUGGAGUCGGUCAGGGCGUCUCCUGCUCCUUCUGCACUUGCUCCUCCCUCAGACGGUAGAACCAGCAACGCACCAUCGCCUGUCGCUUCGCCCUCGCUUUCUCAUGCUACCUUGCCUGCUAAGCCUGCCGCUCUCAGUACCAGCGCUCUUGCACGUAAGGGAGCCCCAUCGGCUCUUAGCUUGCCGCCUUCUGAAGACGGAUCGAGUUCGGCUCAACAGUCAAACGCAUCCGCCCAGGCUUUGCUCACUGCUCGGCCGAUCGAGAAGCUGGAAGAGAUCCGUUAUCCUGAGGGUCUACAAUCACCAAACAAUGCUCUCAACACUGGUGCGCAGCCCGGAAAAUUCAGGUACGAUCGCGACUUCUUGCUUCAAUUCAUGAGUGUAUGUCGAGACAAGCCCGAAUCUUUGCCGCCCUUGGAUCAAUUGGGUAUGGAGCGAGAUCAUGGCAGUAUGGGUCGUGGUGGCAGUAGUCGAGGAGGUCAGCGUUCGGGUAGCCAGAUGGGUAACCCUCGUGGAGCCAAUAUGGGUAUCGGCGGUAUCGGCGGUGGUAUGGGUUCGUUUGGAGGCAAGCCCCCCGGUGGAAUGGGUUCAUUCGGUAUGGGCACCUUCAAUCGGCCUGCUGCCACAAGCGAGGAACGAAUGGCUGCCUCGAGGAUGGGCAACAUGGGCAACGCGUUUGGCUCGGCCCGCAACACGCCCGGUAUGGCUCGUACCCCCAGUCAAUCCGGUCCCGGUGGGUUGAACAUGAUGGCUCCAGGAAUGGGCAGAGAGAGGAGUCAGGCGGGCAGCGCUCGUGGCAAGAGACGGGGUGAACCGAGAGGCGCACCUACGGCGAUGGCAUCCGGGCAGUUCGAACCCGACGUCGCUCCCUUGGAGUUGUCCGCGAACCGAUGGACCCCUGGCGUGCAGUCGCGAAGACCCGGUGCCGUUGACGAAUCUUCCCCUGAAUAUGUCGAGCGUAAGGUCAAGGGUCUGUUGAACAAGCUCACCAAGGAGAAGUUCAACUCGAUCUCGAACCAGAUCCUCGAGUGGGGAAACAAGUCAAUCUCGGAGAACGACGGUCAAACGCUCCGGCUUGUCAUCAAGCUCAUCUUCGAAAAGGCAAAGGACGAGCAGUUCUGGUCUAGCAUGUACGCUGAGCUCUGUCACAAAUUGCUGGAGACCUUGAGUCCGGAGAUCAAGGAUGAGCAGGUCGUGAGCGCGGACGGUACACCUCUGGCUGGAGGAGUCUUGUUCAGGAAGUAUCUGCUGAACCGAUGUCAGGAGGACUUUGAGCGAGGAUGGAAGAACAAAGAAGACGCUUCGGCUGCUGCCAAGACGAAAGCUUCCGAAGAUGAGAAGAACAAGGCGGCCCACGCAGAAGCUGUCGCUGCUGGUAAAGAGGUCGAAGAGUUCAAGUUCUCUGACGAGUACUAUGCGGAACAAGCGGCUAAACGUCAGGGACUGGGUCUCGUCAAGUUCGUUGGAGAGCUCUACAAGCUGGAUAUGCUCUCGCUCAAGAUCAUGAACGCUUGCAUCGUGAAACUCUUGCACAACAUCGUCACGCCUGACGAAGAAGAUGUCGAAUCCCUCUGUCAACUCAUAUCGACCGUUGGAGAGAAGAUUCAAAAGACGAGUCCUAGCGCGGCCGGCACUUUGGGCAUCUUUAUUUCUCGUAUGACCGAGAUGAAAUCGAGUCCGCAUAUCUCUUCGCGAAUGAAGUUUAUGCUCUUGGAGGUCAUCGAGUCUUACGAGAAUGGCUGGAAAUCACGAGCAGGCCAGGGUCAAAGUGGACCUAUGACAAUCGAUGAAGUCCACCGACAGGCUGCGAAGGACCAGGCUGAUGCUGCACGUGCGGCGGCCAGUGCUCCGAUGAGCCGCGAUCAGAGCAUGUCUCGAGGCGGCUCGAGGCGAGGUGACCAACGGUCAGGAUUCGGCGGCCCUCCUGGCGCUUCUGAUGCCUGGCAGUCGGUUGGAAACCGUCCACCUCCAAAGGCUGCCGAUAUGACCGGGUUCGGAAACAUCCGAAGCGGUGCGCCUGGCCCAGGUUCGUUCGGCCCCGCCUCCGUCUUCAACAAGAAGAACUCGAAACCCAAAUCCGGUGACGUUACCCCGCCCAACGGUCCUGCCACUACCCAUGCCAACCCGUUCAGCGCCCUUGGCAUGGACGACGGAUCUGGCGACGUCUCUACCGGGGAGGACAGUACUUCGACUGAAGCUGCGCCUCAGCGCAAAAAAUUGGUAUUGCAGCCUCGUACGGUCUCGAGUAGUAACGUCAACGCCGAUUCCGAAGCCGCUGAAGCUACACCAACCGAGCCGGUGCAGAGUGGUCUAUCUAAGGAUGAAAUCGAACGCAAAAUCAAGGCUGAUCUGGCCGAGUUCUGGGGCGAGAAGGGUACGGUCGGAACCCGAAACACGGACGAUGUCGUGGCGUACUUUGAAGGAUUGCCAGAAGAGGGUCGGCUCGAGCUCGCAAAGAAGCUCGUCGACGACAUCUUCCGGUUGGCGAGUGCAGAUGAUACCUCGCUGGUAACACAGGCUUUCACCAAGGCUGUUGCCGGAGGGGUCCUUACAGCGGAGACGGUCAAGGCCAGCUUAAUGCCUUCGAUGGAGCUUCUCGACGACAUCGCCAUCGAUGUCCCUCAAGCGUAUGCAUUCGCCGCUCAGAUCAUUGUCGCCCUGAAACUGUCCCAAUCAGAUGUCGACGAACUGGCGGACGCGAUCGAAGUCUUGGGAGAGGUGAACCCUCUUCCAAAGGACAAGUUGAAGACGCAAGUCUCAAAGCUGCAAGGGUGAUGACGGGACGAGAGUGAAUACCAGGACCUGGAGCUUUGAAGGAGAGUGUAUAUACGCACAUCAUAUUGCAGAGAUCUCAUUAGCAUCACGAAGAGAUUGGCGAGCCGACGGCCGACUCGUCUGACUACAUAAUACCGGUCGUUACACAUCAGCCCUAGGCGAUCCGGCACCAUCGAUUGUUCUCGCCUCUUUUAUGCACGUGCAAGCACAUUAUCUGUUGUUCAUGCCAUCUUAUAGAUUUUCCUCGAGACGAUCGAGACGAAAAGGUCAACUUAAACCUGCUGACUGUCAUUGUUUACCAUCGUGCCGUUGCCGUAAGCUGAACCGGGAGGUG